CUUUGCAACAGUGCUCCCUGUUUGCUAUGUAACUGUUGCCCUACUGGUAGGAAUUCUAUUGCAACACGUUUGGUAUACUCUGCAUUCCUCCUGGUGGCUGCAGUGAUUGGUGGAAUCCUGCUGAUCCCAGGAACAACAGACUUAAUGGGCAAGGGGACAUGCAGUGACAGUACAAGCCUACAGUUCCUUAUGGAUGAUCGCAGAGUAGACUGUAAUGAAUGGAUUGGCUACUGGGCAGUAUAUCGUAUCUUCUUUGGACUGACAGCAUUUCAUCUACUUCUAAUGCUGUUCCUGAUACGUGUGAAGAGCAGUAGAGAUCCAAGGGCUCCAGUUCACAAUGGGUUUUGGUUUUUCAAGCUGUCAGCCAUGACUGCAUUAAUGGUUGGAUCGUUUUAUAUUCCUGAAGGACAUUUCACUACAGAAUUUUUGUGCAAAGAAGAUGAGAAACAUGGCGUGCAUAGUAAAACAACUGCUCACACACCUAAUGGGCACACGUUUAUAUACUUGGUUUACAGUGUGUCAGUACCACUGUUCCUACAUGAAGGAAUUUGUUAA
Messenger RNA from Protopterus annectens (West African lungfish), 555 nucleotides. Its product is annotated as serine incorporator 1-like. The record is from RefSeq and is a predicted model, not a curated record. The coding region runs from base 145 to 555 and encodes 136 amino acids. Gene Ontology annotation, cellular component: membrane. The transcript is spliced from 4 exons. NCBI's taxonomy places the organism in Eukaryota, Metazoa, Chordata, Ceratodontiformes, Protopteridae.